GAUCUUCCUCCCCGCCCACUAGCUAAAUUUCCGGUCAUGCUGUCCACUUUUCCGGCGACCAACAUGUCCUUUGACCCCUUUUUUUCAAACCCAUUACCGCCUUUCGAAGGCGGUUUCACUUCCUGGGAUUUCCCGGAAUCCGCCUUCGAUGAUUUCCCGGCACAACUAGACCAACAACCGGUUCUUUCACCCCUUCAAGAACCGGUUAUUUCAAACUCUGGUUCUGAGUCUGAUAACUCGAACCAGAACCCGGAUAACUCGAACUCCGGUUCUGAGGAACCAAGCCGGAAGAGAACCAGACCCGUCUCUGAGUCCGGUAUGGACGAACCAGACCCGAACCAGGCCGUUUCCCUUCCCGCCGUAGACGAGCGCAAGCGCAGGCGCAUGAUCUCGAACCGCGAGUCGGCCCGGCGGUCUCGCAUGCGAAAACAAAAACACCUGGAGAACUUGAGGAACCAAGUGAACCGGCUGCGGUUAGGGAACCGUGAACUUUUGAACCGGUUCCGGUUCGUCUCCCACCACUGCCACCUCGUCCAGUCCGACAACGAACGCCUCCGCGCCGAGUCGUCGCUGCUCCGGCAGAGACUCUGGGACAUUCGCCAGGUCCUCCUCGUCCGACAACUCCAGCACCAGCUCUCUACCUCUGCAUGGGGAUUCAAUAACAACAACAACAACAACAACGUCGAACAAAGACUACAAUCAUUAAUUACCAGAUGACCACCAAAUAAUAAUAUCAUCAUCAUUAAAAUUAUCUAUCACCCUCUUAAAACACAAGCAUUUAUAUAUGCCAUUUAUCUAUAUAUAUGAUCAGAGAACUCAUUAACCGUUCUCUUUGCCGUCGUCCCCUGUAGAUUCAAUAGACCAAACAUCCUAGCUAGCUCUUCCCUGGUUGAUUUUUAAACCACGACAAUCUUUUUUCUUUUUUCUUUUUUCUUUUUUUCUUUUUGGGGUUUUCUCAGAGUCUUAAGCUAAAUCAGAGCCGUCGAUCACUACUAUGUAAAGAUGCGUCUAAUAUCUGUUUGGUUUUGUGAUUAAGUACUCCUACUAGCAUAUAAUUAUAAUAAAGUCUUUUUUUUCCUUUUGUUU
Molecule: messenger RNA, 1086 nt
Organism: Ipomoea triloba (trilobed morning glory)
Lineage: Eukaryota; Viridiplantae; Streptophyta; Magnoliopsida; Solanales; Convolvulaceae
Product: bZIP transcription factor 44
Exons: 1
Coding region: 37-717 (226 amino acids)
Biological process (GO): positive regulation of DNA-templated transcription
Cellular component (GO): nucleus
Molecular function (GO): transcription cis-regulatory region binding; DNA-binding transcription factor activity
Source: RefSeq, a predicted model, not a curated record